AUGUCAAGUGACGAUGAUGAUUAUGACGCUUAUGUUGACGCAUUGGAACGACAAACGAGCUUUUUUCAACAGAAUUUCGGCUGUUCAACAUCGCCAUCGUUCUAUUUCAUUCAUUACAAUGAUGGUGCUGCUCAUUGGUCGACGUAUGCGUGGGGCUGGGAUUUAAGGUAUUUGAACCUUGACAAAGGAGACCAAACACAAUGUGGUAAACUAAUUGGCCGCGGUAUUGCCAUUUGUCAAAAGUGUUAUAAAGAGAAAGGAGACGAAAUACGUAAAGUAUGUCGUGAAUUCGAGCGAGAACUGAAAGAAAAACACCAGGAAACAAUCAACAAGGAAAUUGCAGCAGGAAAAAAAUUGGUAUUAUCACACGUACAUAAAUGUUGCCGAAAUCUUUUUUCAUUGUACUGA
Molecule: messenger RNA, 408 nt
Organism: Didymodactylos carnosus
Lineage: Eukaryota; Metazoa; Rotifera; Eurotatoria; Philodinida; Philodinidae
Source: the annotation of a GenBank genome assembly